AUGUCUGAGUCACCGAAGUCCGAGAAAUACAUGUUUCUCACUAGAUACAGCACACCUGUCCCCGAACUCGAUGACCACAGAUUUCAACUGGAUCCGCCUCGAAUGGACGCCGCACCCGAUGUGCCGCUUAGCCGGCAAAAUACCGCGCCGCAGUGUUUGCACCCAGAGACUCCCCAACGCCCAGACCUGCUCAUUAUACAGGACGCCCUGCGAGAGGCCGGGUCCUUUCGGCGCGACUUUGAGCAAGCAAUCGUCGACGACGAUCGAUCGAUUCAAGAUCUCACGGCACUGGGACGUCAUUUCUCUGUUGAUCCCAACGGCAAUGUCCGACAUGGUCGCACUUACAGCCGCACACAUCAGGAUUAUGCCAACUUGUCGCGCGAAUCAUCCGUAUCAGCUAGAUCAACCUCCCCGCCUAACUCGGUCGAGGCGUUCGCAGAUCCACGUCGCCGGGAACGGGCGAAUACCUUGGAGAGCCACGGAGCUCCUGAUAUUGAGGCCAUUCUUCAACGUACUGUUUCUGGCGGUACGCACCAUCGCCGUCCAACGUUCAGCAAUGCCAGUGUGAUACGUCCGCAGGCUGGGGAUACACAACUGGAGCCCACCGAUGAUGGCUGCGUGCCAACGUUCGAGCAGCCUGGCAGAAUCCCAGUCAUUGAUUACGAAGAGCUGGAAGAAUUUGUUGCACUCAGCCAGCAAGUGAAGCCCACAACAAGCAGACGUAAGCAUAGUCUGAGCUCACAGAGCAAGAAGCCGCGCAUUUUCUACGACCUUCGUGCGGGCGUUCAUAACUCCGACAGUGAUGGCACGAAACGAUCUUCAAGCACAGAGAAUUCAUCUGAUGAUAUACUGGAUUCAAUUUCCGCGAAGAAUGAGAAGCUAUUCGCGGAAGUUUCGAAUGAGAAGGAGUUACUUGAGAACAUGAAAAAUGAGAAUGAGCCCACCCGGUUUGGCUUUUUCUCUUCCGAAUCUCAAAGUACUGUGCAUGCUGCAGAGUUGGGUGACCUGGUCUUGCCUGGGGAUACUUUUCGUGAUCUCUUCCAGCUUGGCCCGGAAGGUGGCGUCUGGUGGCUUGACGUGUUGAACCCUACAGAAGACGAAGUGGGUGCUUUGUCCAGAGCUUUCUCCAUCCACCCUUUGACAACGGAGGACAUCCUAACCCAGGAAGCUCGUGAAAAGGUCGAACUUUUCAAGCAGUAUUAUUUUGUCUGCUUCAGGACAUUUUACCAGAUGGACAAAACCAGCGAGCAAUUCAUGGAGCCCGUGAAUUUCUAUAUGGUAGUCUUUCGCGAUGGAGUGCUUUCGUUCUCAUUUACUGAGAAUCCACAUGCAGCUAAUGUUCGGAAGCGAAUCGGAAAGCUUCGCGAUUAUGUCUCACUCAGCAGCGACUGGAUCUGUUAUGCCAUGAUCUUUGGUCCCGUGAUCCGUGAAAUAGAGGUCGAGUCGGAAGCUAUCGAGGACCUUGUUUUCAUUGCCCGUAUGGAUGAUUUUGAGUCCUUUUUACCACGCAUUGGUGGCCUUCGCAAAAAGGUCAUGAGUUUAAUGCGGCUACUGGGUGGCAAGGCCGAUGUUAUUCGGGGCUUUUCGAAACGCUGCAAUGAACAGUACUCAGUGACGCCUCGCGGUGACAUUGGCCUAUAUUUAGGCGACAUCCAGGAUCACGUCGUAACCAUGAUGUCUAAUCUGGCACAUUUUGAAAAAAUGCUUAGCCGGUCGCACACCAACUAUCUUGCGCAGCUGAAUGUGACCAACCUCAUGCUGGGUAAUCAUGUCAACAAAGUCCUCAGCAAGGUGACACUCAUUGCCACCAUGCUUGUGCCCAUGAACCUCAUCUGCGGUCUCUUUGGUAUGAAUGUGGAGGUCCCUGGACAACACACCGAGAGCCUUGCGUGGUUCUUUGGGAUCAUCGGCGUCAUUGGUGCUAUUAUCAUCAUUAGUAAACACAGUUCACAUGAACUUUUUUUGCUCCAGACAGAGGCCCACGGGACCAUAUACCUCGGCGAUGUCGACACACGGUUUGGGUUCCCACUGGAAUCAUAUAAUGGGCUGGAGUUUGAAGAAACUCGGGGACGAGAAUUAGACUUGAUCCGUCGAGCCCCAACGGGGGUGUCAUCCCUAGGAAACAACCAGUACCAGGAAGGCACGCUGAGAUUGGGUGAGACUCAGCAUUGGUAUUACCCUACAGAUUCGACCGCUGGCGAUAGCAGCAGCACCAACGAAACUACUUCGAAACGGAGCGAAGAUAUCGCAAAACGAUCGACGACCAUAUAUCUGUCCCUGACAGCCUGCUCGAAACCGAGUCUCAACAAAUCGGAAGAUGCGACCGGUUCCUCGUCCACUGUGCCACAACUGCAGGUCUUCGUCUCGCUGUCCGAAUCACUUGAGAAGCCCGGCCCCGACAAAGACAGUGCAGAACAACAGGUGUUUGUCGCGGAGGAGGGCUAUAUGGGCACGACUCUGGCAGCGGACGGGAAUGUGUAUAUCGGAGUCACCGCUCCCAAUAACACGCAGUAUUCGGGGUCGUACACGUACCAAAUCGCAGUAUCCACCGAUGCCUUUUUUCACGAUGUAAAUACCGAGGAUCAGCUUCUAUACCUGGUGGACUCGGAUACAAAAGCCGCACUCUUCACAACGAAAAACCUCACAGACACAGAUAUUGACGCCCAGGACAUCAGCAUAUGGAUGAACAAGACACCCCCGUACACAAUGUUUGCCAACAACUUGAACAGCACUGCAGUAUCGGGUCUGGAGCGAUCCUUUUGUGCCCUCGAUCGGCUUGCGCAGAUCGGUAUGAAGAACGUGGAGCCCAGUAUGACUACACGUGGUGACAAGUUCCGGCCCAAGGAGCAACUCUAUGCCACUGGCCUGAAUAAAAGCUCUACCUAUUUAGGGAUCCUCGCCCGAUACGGCAAUUCUACCAGUGCAGGUAAUGGGAUAAUAGGUGGCGGUGGGAAGGUUUGGAAGCCGAUGAAUUUUUCUACGAAGACAGAGGACAAUUGCGCGCUGGUGUACGACCUUUCAUUCUGUUCAGAAGUCGCCUAUGCCGUGCCAUCGAACUCGUCCGCUCAAACCCCGAUUUUACGCACAUUCUAUGACGACAAUGCCGCAUCUCUCUACCAAAAUUUCAAUUACUCCCUCCAACAGGUUCAGUGCAAUGCUUCCAGCGAAACUGUGUUUUCCCUCGCUGUCUCCUGCGACAGCUGCGCCGAGGCCUACAAACAGUGGGUUUGCGCUGUAACAAUCCCCCGGUGCCAAGACUUUUCGAGCACCGACUCCUUUCUUCAAGUCCGCAAUGCGGGCCAGGCAUUUUUAAACGGCACCUCCAUCACCAACAGUAGUUUAUUGACUAAUCCUGCCACAAAUCGAUCACGGAAUCCGUUGAUCGACACUGACAUCCAGCCGGGUCCCUAUAAAGAGAUCCUCCCCUGCCAGGACGUCUGCCACAGUCUCGUCCGAAACUGCCCGUCCGCUUUAGGCUUCAGUUGUCCCGUGGGGCAGUGGUUAAAUUCUUCCUAUGGGGUCCGGGACUCAAAUGGCGAUAUCACCUGCAGCUACUUGGGAGCUGCGUACUAUAUGAGUAUGGCGGCGGGUCUCCGUCACGAUGUAUGGAACGCUUUUUUUGCCCUGACCGCACUAUGGACCGCGCUGUGGGCAAUUGAAUAG
This is a messenger RNA of Aspergillus brunneoviolaceus CBS 621.78, 3663 nucleotides long. RefSeq names its product magnesium transporter CorA family protein. The transcript is spliced from 5 exons. The coding region runs from base 1 to 3663 and encodes 1220 amino acids. The record is from RefSeq and is a predicted model, not a curated record. NCBI's taxonomy places the organism in Eukaryota, Fungi, Ascomycota, Eurotiomycetes, Eurotiales, Aspergillaceae. Gene Ontology annotation, biological process: magnesium ion transmembrane transport; intracellular magnesium ion homeostasis; calcium ion import across plasma membrane. Gene Ontology annotation, cellular component: plasma membrane. Gene Ontology annotation, molecular function: magnesium ion transmembrane transporter activity; calcium channel activity.